Messenger RNA from Achroia grisella, 3252 nucleotides. RefSeq lists its product as uncharacterized. Lineage: Eukaryota; Metazoa; Arthropoda; Insecta; Lepidoptera; Pyralidae. The coding region runs from base 1 to 3252 and encodes 1083 amino acids. The transcript has a single exon. Gene Ontology annotation, molecular function: nucleic acid binding. The record is from RefSeq and is a predicted model, not a curated record. Gene Ontology annotation, biological process: DNA integration.
AUGCCUGAUAGUUAUGAGUAUGCACGAUCGAGAUUACAGAGUUUACUGAAACGGUUUCAGGCGGACUGCGCCUACGCAUAUAAGUAUAGAAGGGAGAUAGACAAGCUGUUCCAGCACGGCUAUGCUCGAGAACUUAAUGAUUCUGAACUCUCAGCUAGUCACAUUUGGUACUUGUCACACUUUGGGGUUCAAAAUCCAAAUAAACCGGACAAGUUACGCGUAGUAUUUGAUGGUGCAGGUAAAGUACAGGGUAUGUGUCUCAAUGACUUUCUACUCACUGGCCCUGACCUAUAUAAUUCAUUAUUAGGUAUCAUGUUACGUUUUCGUGAACAUAAGUUUGUUAUAAUAGGAGACAUAAAGGAUAUGUUCCUUCAAAUUAAAAUUCGUCCUGAAGACCAGCACGUAUUACGUUUUCUGUGGCAGCCAGAUGGAAAAACGGAACCGAAGGUUUGUGUAAUGCAAAGCUUGGUAUUUGGUGCUACUAGUUCACCAUUUAUUGCCCAGUAUGUAAAAAAUAAAAAUGCAAUGAAAUAUCAGGAUCAGUAUCCUGAAGCUGUGGACGUCAUUGUAAAUAAUCACUACAUGGACGAUUGUUUACACUCUUGUGAUAGUGAAAGUAAGGCUAUUCAAUUAUUGCGCGAAAUAACAUAUAUACAGAGUAAGGCUGGGUUUGAAAUCACACGCUGGUCGAGCAAUAGUAAAUACGUUUUACAGAACGUGCCGCUAGAGGCGCUUGCGCCGACUGCAGUCGAGUUCAAACUCGGAGCUACGAACACAAGUGAGCGCACUUUGGGUUUGAUAUGGCAUCCGAGCGACGACACGUUCGGAUUUAAAAUAUCUUUAGAUCGCAUACCGCAAAACAUUUUAGACGGGACAGAACCACCCACUAAAGCUAAAAUGUUGAGUAUUAUUAUGUCGGUAUACGAUUUACAUGGCUUUCUUUCUCCUUUUAUUAUUAAAGGGAAAAUUAUUUUCCAGUAUGUACAUCGCAGUGGAGUUGAGUGGAAUUGCCGCAUCCAUACCGACGAACAUGCACGGUGGAUCCAUUGGUUAUGCGAUUUACGGCAGCUGCACUCGCUACGCAUUCCACGGUGCUACGCUAAUACAGGCGACUGGACCCGUUGUUAUGAAAGCGAGCAAUGUAUUAAUAUUAGUACGAAUGAGUUAGACAAUUGUUAUAUUAAAGAGACACAAUUGCAUGUUUUUUGUGAUGCUUCUAUAAAGGCGUACGCAGCUGUUAUGUACUGGCGAUUUAUUCGUUCAGACGGUUAUGUACUUAUUUGUUUUGUGUCUAGUAAAAGCAGGGUGACUCCCCUGCGACCUGUGUCUGUUCCUAGGCUGGAACUGCAGGGUGCGCUUCUCGGAGCGCGCCUCGCUACCACUAUAUGUAACGAUCAUAAACAUGUUCAGCCUACGAAAAGGUAUUUUUGGACUGAUUCCAGUACAGUAUUGCAGUGGUUACGGAGUGAUCCACGUGACUACAAGCCUUACGUUGCACAUCGUCUAGGUGAACUGGAUGAGUUGACCAAGUCCUGCGAGUGGCGCCAUGUACCGUCUGGCCUUAACGUGGCAGACGUAGCCACCAGAGAGGACGCCUCUCAACUUGCAUAUUCUGACGUUUGGUUUCAAGGUCCAUCGUACUUACGCCGCCCGGAGGACGAGUGGCCCGUAGACCGCAAAUUUAGUAAACAGUCAGAAGAUGCAAUGUGUGAGAUACGGUCGGUACAUGCAGUCAUCGAGACCAGCUCAGAUUUAUCUUUACCAAAUGAAGAUAAUAUCUCGAGAUGGAUCGUUCUCGUGCGUGCCACCGCAAGAGUAUUGUUAUUUAUUAGAAGAUGUCAACGUAAAGACAUACAACUUGAUACUCAUUUAAUGAAGAAGGCAGAACAGCUUCUCAUUAAAAAGUGUCAACAGGAUUCUUUCUCUUCCGAAUUAACCUUAUUAAAACAAGGUAAGUCGUUACCACCUACAAGUCGUCUGUUACAAUUAACGCCUUAUAUUGACGACUCGGGUAUUUUACGGUCUGAAGGUCGUAUCGACAGAGUAGUAGGUGUUGAACACACUACUCGAAGGCCCACCAUUUUAGACGGUAAGCACAGAAUAACACGCUUAUUAGUUGAGCACUAUCACCGACUAGCACUUCAUGGAGCCAAUGAACUUGUCGUGAACGAAUUGAGGCAGCAGUUUUGGAUUUUAAAACUUAGACCAACUGUGCGCUCAAUAGCUUCGCGUUGUUUAUUCUGUCGUUACAGACGCGCGGAUCCACAGCCACAACGUAUGGCUGACCUUCCAGCUGAAAGGAUGCAACAUAAUAGGCGUCCAUUCAGCUAUUCAGGCGUGGAUUUCUUCGGCCCUCUCGAGGUCACUGUCGGUCGUCAGCGACAUAAACGAUAUGGCAUGUUAUUUACUUGCCUCACUGUUAGAGCAAUUCAUAUUGAGCUGACAGUGGAUCUCUCGACUGACUCUGUUAUAAUGGCCCUUAGACGCAUGGCAGCUCGACGAGGCAUGCCAACUGUCAUAGUUUCUGACAACGGCACUAAUCUGAGAGGGGCUGACAACGAAUUGAAACGGAGCUUGGCAGAUCUCAACAGCGAUGCCUUGCGUGACGAUGGAACCAUACGCGGAAUCGAAUGGAAAUUCAUUCCUCCUGGAGCUCCCGAGAUGGGCGGCUCAUGGGAACGGAUGAUCCGUACAGUAAAAACUGCAUUAAGAGUAAUCUUAAAAGAGCGCGCCCCACAUCCCGACACUUUAGCUACUUUAUUAGCGGAAGUGGAGGGACUAGUAAAUAGUCGUCCAAUCACACACGUGUCAUCUGAUCUUAAUUAUCCGGAAGCGUUGACACCUAAUCAUUUUUUGAUAGGUACUUCCUCAACUAGUCCAUGUUUCGGCAAGUACAAUGACACUGAUCUGCAAUUAAGAAAACGUUGGCGAGUGGCACAACGGUUGGCGGAUAUGUUCUGGGCCCGUUGGCUAAAAGAAUAUUUACCAAGCUUGGUCCCUCGUCAAAAAUGGACACAAGAAUGUAGGUGUUUACAAGUAGGUGAUUACGUCAUUAUUAUAGAACCUAAUCUAGAUCGUAACUGCUGGCGACAUGGUAUAGUGAGUGCGACCCACGCAGGCGCGGACGGGCGAGUUCGUGUUGUUGAUGUGCGUACACGUACGGGUUUGAUUCGCCGGCCGGUUACACGCGUCGCUGUACUAUCCCCACGGGAGGAUAGUGCUAACCAAGUUAGCACUAAGGAGGCAGUGUAA